Messenger RNA from Anarrhichthys ocellatus (wolf-eel), 1056 nucleotides. It is a transcript of the gene foxd5, whose product is annotated as forkhead box D5. Bases 1 to 1056 code for a protein of 351 amino acids. The record is from RefSeq and is a predicted model, not a curated record. Gene Ontology annotation, molecular function: RNA polymerase II cis-regulatory region sequence-specific DNA binding; DNA-binding transcription factor activity, RNA polymerase II-specific. Gene Ontology annotation, biological process: cell differentiation; regulation of transcription by RNA polymerase II; anatomical structure morphogenesis. NCBI's taxonomy places the organism in Eukaryota, Metazoa, Chordata, Actinopteri, Perciformes, Anarhichadidae. The transcript has a single exon.
AUGACUCUGUCCAGUGAGUUUGAAGCUUCCCAACACGCUGCUUUGCCUUUGGAAGUGGAUGAGAUUGACAUAGUUGGGGAGGAUGAGCCUAGCCACGGGCGCUUGAAUCGAAGUGAGUGCUCUACGGACCCCGGGUCCUCGGCAGAAUCCGGUGCUGAAUUUGACUCUUCAGAGCCGGACUCCUCCGGGGAGAGCGAGAACAGUUUCUGCGCAGACGCACCGCCGUCCAGGAAAGCCCAGAGCAGCUCAGUAAAGCCUCCCUACUCCUACAUCGCCCUCAUCACCAUGGCCAUCCUGCAGAGCCCGGUAAAGAAGCUGACGCUGAGCGACAUCUGUGACUUCAUCAGCAACAAGUUUCCAUACUACAGAGACAAGUUCCCCGCGUGGCAGAACUCCAUCAGGCACAACCUCUCCCUCAACGACUGUUUCAUCAAGAUCCCGAGGGAGCCUGGCAACCCGGGCAAAGGCAACUACUGGUCUCUGGACCCCGCCUCAGAGGACAUGUUCGACAACGGAAGCUUCCUUCGGCGAAGGAAGCGCUUCAAGAGAAACCAGCCCGAGUUUGGCAAAGACGGACUUGUGUUUUAUUCCAACUUGAACUGCUACCGGCCGUACGGGCAACCGUACUGCGUCCAGGGCCAGGUAAGCCCCCCGCCCGCUGCUCCUAUCCGAUACAUGCCUGUGGAGGGCAUCAUGAUGCCUCCCUCCUCAUAUCACCUUCUACCACAGACUUUGAACAGUCACGGGAAGUGCAGUGGGCCUAAAGACUUCAGAGCGCGGCUUUGCGCAACACAACCCGCUGAGCCAAAGCCUGGCCCGCAGGCAAAGUGCUCCUUCAGCAUUGACAGCAUCAUGAGCAAACCCUCCCCCGUUGGUCCACAGAACCAAAACCCACAACAGAGCCCUCGCAGCGCCCUCGGGUACGGUCAUCUCAUGUCGGGAUGUUUGGUUCCGACGCUCCUGCAGGCUCCCAGGACUCUGUUCUGCUCCCCUGCCGUGCUGAGCACUGCUCCUUUAAGAAACGAGCGUCUCAGACUCUCUUACCAUCACUGUUGA